AUGUCCCCACCCGUCUUUCCUUCCGCCGUUCCCCCCGCCUUCUCCGCGGGUCCCUCCUACGUGUCGCUCUCCGCCCCCCCGACCCCGCCCCCGACCUCGGCUGCGCGCGGAGCGCGUGUUUCGCGCAGCCGCCGUGGCGCGCGCCCCGUGGGGCUGCUGGGGCGCGCGGACGGCGCGUUUUGGCGGCCUGCGCCUGUGGAAGGGUUAACGGGGGAGGGGCAGGUGGUGGCGGUGGCGACUGGGCAGUAUCACUCUCCGUGCUGUGAUGGAGAGCGGGAGAGUGUUCACGUGGGGGCUCAACAACAGGGGGCAGCUGGGCCGACCAACCAAGAACAAGGAGGACGGCUUUCGGCCUGGGCUGGUGGGGGGCUACUGGCGCGCGAGCGAGUGCUGGCGAUAGUGGCAGGGCGGAUCGACCCUGAGCAGCACAGGUCGUGGCUGGGAGUGGCGCCGGGGUGCCUCUCUGGACCGGCCUGCUGCUGUGCGCGUGCCCCCGCAUCUGGGCUCACAUUCUGGUGGGGGGAGGAGGGGAGGGCGGCGGGGCCGGAGGUGCAGUCAGUGGCAGCGGCGCACCACACGACGUUUGCAGUGACGGCGGAUUAUAAGGCCGUGUCAUGGGGCGAGGCAGGGGGAGGGCCGCUGCUGGGGGCGCGCUUGGGGGGAGGGACAGGGGCAGUGGAGCAGGUGGUCGGCUGGGAGGGGUUUGCUGUGGCGAGGCUGAGCCAUGGCGUGGUGUACUCGUGGGGCGACAACCAGCAUGGGCAACUAGGCCGCCCGGCGCCUUCCCAAGACGGCACGCCAGCGCCAGUGCACGGGCUGGAGCAGCUGGAGGUGCUGCUCGUGGUGGCGGGGUCGCAGCAGGGCCUGGUGCUGUGCCGCGCGCUGCAGGGCUCUGAAGCCGAAUCCGCGCUGGAGGCCCAGGAGUUUGACGACACGCGCGUUCUCAAUGAGGAGCACGUGUCGCCUGCUACGCUGCCUGAUCCUGAUGCUUCUGCUCCUGCUGCUGCGGUUGCUGUUGCUGUUCCUGUGCCUGGUGGUGCUGGUGGAGGUGUGGGAGCAGGGUUGGGUGCUGCGGUGGGUGCAGCGGUGGGUGCAGCAGGGGGGGCGGUAGCGGCUAUGGUGAGGGCUGGGGGAGGGAAUGCGGUGGCGAGUGCCGCAGCAGGAGCGGGAGACAGUGGUGCGGGGGAGAAGUGGGGGGAGAGAGUUGGGGGAGGGGCGUCAACCGCGGAGGAGGGGGCGGUGGCGCGGGACAUGUGGUUGAAGUUCGGGGAGGAGUUCAAGAUGCUGCCACGGCAGGGCAUGGACAGCAGCAUGCGGAACCCCUGCUGGCGCGUGCCGGCAGGGGGUGCGGGGAAGGAGGGAGCAGGUCCCGAGGUGCACUGCCUGCCGUACUUCUUCAUCAUUGGCGCCACCAGGGCGGCUACGCAGGACCUGUACCGCAAGCUCACAUCCUCCAUCAUCCCCGGCAUAUUCCCUGCUGCCAUCCCCAACCCCCAGUGGUGGGACCGGAACGGAGCAAAGGACUUUGCGUGGUACGUGUCGCUGUUCGACGAGGCGGCACAGCACAUCGUGAACACGGGGGGCAGCGGGGUGACAGGCGAGGCGUCCAGCACGCUGCUUACAAGCUCAGGCGUGGUGCUGCGAGGCCAUGUGGACGACAGGCACACAGUGCCGCAGCUGCUGCACCUGGUGCUGCCGCGCAGCAAGUUCAUUGUGAUUCUCAGGAACCCCGUUGAUCGGUUCUUCUCCGAGUUCAACCUCGCUGCUGCUGUCAACCCAUCGCCCUCUGUCCCCAGGGACUUUCAUAAAUAUGCUCGAGAUGCCACAGCACGCAUGAGUGCGUGUGUGGAGAAGGAGGGUGCGCAUGCGUGUGUGCGCAAGUUGUUCCGAGACAUGCCGGACCUGUGCGGCUCGUUCUAUGCUUACUUCAUCCAGGACUGGUUCCGCUCCUUCCACCCACAGGCCUUCCUCUUCCUGCGCUUCGAGGACUACAUGGCCAACCCCCGCCCACACAUCGCCCAAACCCUCGACUUCCUCGGCUUCCCCGCUGCUGACGUGGCGGAGGAGCAGUGGGCGGGGAUCGUCGACCUGGAGCGCGUGGAGCAGCGGCCAGAGGGCAUGGCAAGGGAGGAGCUGGAUGGGGUCACACGGGAGUACCUGGAGGGGUUUUUUGCGCCUUUCAACGCGGAUCUCGUGCGGUUGCUGCGUGAUGAGAACGUCCCUGCACUCCCCGCCACGCGGCUCUCGUCGGCGCUCGCCUUGGCGCUCUGGCUUGUCGCCUUCAGUGUCUCGUGCCACGGGCAACAAUUCAACAAUUCACAAGACGCGUUUCUCCUCGACGCCCAGGCGGCAUGGGGAAUGACGGGGUGGGCGCCGGGAGCCAAGUGCAGCAAUGCGCAUGGGAUCACUUGUGACGCUUCAGGCAUGAUUACGGCAUUAAAUGUUUCCUCUUCCGGUAUCACGGCCUCAAUUCCCAACAGCAUAUCCACACUCAUAGCACUCGAAUAUCUAAAUCUCCACUCCAACUUUCUCAACAGUACCGUUCCCAACAGCUUCUCGACGCUGAAGUUACUUGCACACCUGGAUCUCAGCUCCAACUCUUUUGAUGGCCCCAUUCCCGACAGCAUCUCCGUACUCAUAGCACUCCAAUAUCUGGAUAUCAGCUCGAACCCUCUCAAUGGUCUCAUUCCCGACAGCAUUUCUGCGCUCACGGCACUUGCAUGGCUAAAUCUCAACUCUGACUUUCUCACGGGCUCCAUUCCAGAUAGCAUCUCUGCGCUCACGGAACUCAUAUACCUGGAUCUUGGCACUCAUAACGCGCUCAGCAAUUCCAUUCCCGACAGCAUCUCUGCACUCAAGUCACUCGAAUAUCUGGAUCUCAGCGUUAACGCUUUCGAUGGCUCCAUUCCGAAAAACAUCUCCGUGCUCACGGCACUCACAUGGCUACAACUCAACGGUAACUACCUCAGUGGCUCCAUUCCCAACAGCAUCUCCGCACUCAACUCACUCGCAUACCUACAACUCAACGGUAACUCCCUCAGUGGCUCCAUUCCCAACAGCAUCUCCGCACUCAACUCACUCGCAUACCUACAACUCAACGGUAACUCCCUCAGUGGCUCCAUUCCCAACAGCAUCUCCGCACUCAACUCACUCGCAUACCUGAAUCUUGCCUGUAACAAUCUCAACGGCUCCAUUCCUGACAGCAUCUCUGCGCUCACGGCACUCACAUACCUAAAUUUGCAAUCGAAUCAACUUACCGGCGUUAUUCCAUCCACACUUGGGAGUCUGUCUAAUUUGGAAAAUCUCAACACUGAUGGCAACAGCCUCACUUGUCCUGCUGCUGACAGCACCACGUGCGGCCAAUCCCUAUCGUCUGCCUUCUGCCGGAAUUGCUCCAGCAGCUGUUCGACGUGCCAAGAACAAGCAGCGGCAUCUGGAGGUGGAGGUGGUGGAGGGGGUGUGUCAGUGGGAGCCAUCAUUGGCAUUGCUGUUGCUGCCGUGGCCGUUCUCCUCCUGCUUGUGGCUGCCAUGCUUCUCUACUUCAGGCACAAGAAGCAGCAAAGUUCAAGAGGCCCAGGGCCUAGCCUGGCAGCGUCGCACUGCACGGAGUUCUCACUGGAGGAGGUGCUUCAGGCUACCAACGGGUGGUCGCAGGGCAACCUGCUUGGCUCUGGUGCCUUUGGUGAUGUCUACAAGGGCGUCUCUCCCCGCGAUGGCUCCACCCCCUGGGCUGUCAAGCGCGCCAAGCUCGUUGCCGUGGACUUCCAGAGGGAGGUCGUGCAAAUGGCCGAUAAGAACCAUCCCAACAUUGUGCGGUUGCUCGGGUUCGCAGUGGGAGGGGACGUCAGGUUUACGAUCGAGCAAGUCCUGAUUUAUGAGUUCGUGCCCAACGGUGACCUUGACAAGUGGAUAGGACCAAAUGCACCCUCUCCUCUGACUCUGCAGCAGCGGCUGGACAUUCUCAUUGGUGCUGCACGUGGCUUUGAGUAUCUCCACAGCUUCGACCUUGUGCAUCGCGACAUCAAACCCGCCAACAUCCUCAUUACCACUGACAUGCAGCCCAAGAUUGCAGACUUUGGGCUGGUGAGGGCGGGAGAGGGCACGACAGUGGGCACGACUCGAAUCAUGGGAACACCGGGCUAUGUGGAUCCGGUCUACUCCAGAACGUCCAAGGCCACUGCAGCCAGUGAUGUCUACAGCUUUGGUGUGCUCAUGCUUGUGGUGCUCACUGGACGCCCUCCAGCCUCCGAGGAUGAUGGGGAGUCCAAGCAGAUCACGCUAUGGGCAUCGCAGUGCUUGUCAUCAAAUGACAUAGAGAGCCUCAGGGACCCGCGCAUGGACGCUCCUGAAGAUGCGGUGGUGCGUGUGGCUGAGCUGGCAGUGAGCUGCACCGUGGAGCGCACUGCAAGCCGCCCAAGCAUGGCGCUCAUUGCCAACGAGCUGCAGGCUGUGAGGGAGGAGGUGGCGGGGAAAAAGGAGCUCUGCGCCGCUAUCAAGGUGGACGCGCAGGUUCAGGAGAUGAAGGAUGCUGUUGUGGGUGUGGAAAGUCUGGAGACGCAGCUUAGAAUGAUUGGGGAUAGCCCUCUGGGGGGUCUCUCACUUUCAUGUUCACUUCUUGUUCCCAGUCUCGGUAGUUCUGUUUCUUCUCUUCCUCUCGCCAUGGCUUCCCUUCCUGCCGCGGAGGACUCGCCUGAGACCGCCCCGGAGAAGCCUCCCGAUCAUAGGGUUAGCGGCCUAGAUUUCCUUCGGCGUAGCGUAGCUCCGGUGACACCUGAACCUGUGGUUACCGCUGCAGUUGUUAAUACCUACGCGAACCCCUCGUCCAACGGAGAGCCGCAGCCGGCCCCCAAUCCCAAGCCUACUCCCGCGCCGUUUACUCUCCCUCCCGCGAUCGCAUCAUCUAGCAAGGGUCCGCAACCGCCGGCCAACCCCGAGCCUUCCGAUGCGCCGUUCACAGUUCCUCCCGCCAUCGCGUCGUCCAGCAAGGGUCCGCAACCGCCGGCCAACCCCGAGCCUUCCCAUCUCCGUUCAUUUACUCACCCGCCAUCGCAUCGUCCAAAGGCGCGCACGCUUGUGUUCCGAGGCAAGCUCCAGCAGAGCACGUUGACUUUCGGCGGUGUGCGCGUCCCACCACCUAGUGCACCAGAGGAGGAGGAGGAACCCGAACCUGAGGAACCAGAGGAACCAGAGGACAUACCUGUCGAUGUGACCGAGGUGGCCAAGACAGUCGAGUCCAUCACGGGCGACCUCGAGCACAGGUACCUUGACAAGAAGGCGGACUUCGGUGGGUCUGGCAGCGGGUGGCUCCCGAAAUUCCUGGGGCUGUAUGGGAAGAAGUCGGGCCAGACCGUCAAAGUGCGAGGCGCGGACUUGGAGGGGCGCCCGGUCGACCACUCGUACAUCCUGCACGAGAGGAAGCUGAAGGACCACAAGUACAAGAGCGGCUACAAGGCGUGCGUGAAGCUGUGCCGCAAGUUCGCGAAAGACGUCGUCGACCGACUGCUGUUUCGCCUGGACGAUCUGCGGGGGAUGGGUCCAACGAAGCUGUUUCGCGCGUCAAAAUGGCCGAAGAGCAAGCACGCGCGAGACCGCAAGUGCCAGGACUGGCUGACAGGCUGCAGCGCCCUGUUCAAGAACAAGCUCCCUGGGUUUGAUCUCAAGAAAGCCUCGCAGGAGCUGGCGACCUGGUGCCCAAUCAUGGAGGCGCACCACGAGGACGAGUCAUUUGCGCAGGGACUGGCGAACUUCAUGGGCAGCGGCGAUGCCAAGAGGUAG
This is a messenger RNA of Closterium sp. Yama58-4, 5775 nucleotides long. NCBI's taxonomy places the organism in Eukaryota, Viridiplantae, Streptophyta, Zygnematophyceae, Desmidiales, Closteriaceae. The record is from the annotation of a GenBank genome assembly.